UAAUUGAUCCUCGUAAGUUAGAAGGCUGUGUACCAUCUGUUAUUGACUGUGAUGACUGAAGAUGAUACGUGCUGAUUAACUGAAUUUAGAAAAAUGGUACAGAAGUACCAAUCGCCCGUUCGGGUGUAUAAAUACCCGUUCGAAUUGGUGAUGGCGGCUUAUGAGAGAAGAUUUCCCACCUGUAAAAUGAUCCCAGUGUUUCUUGGGAGUGACAUUCUCAGUGAAUAUAAGAGUGAGGAUGGUGCAAUUCAUACAAUUGAAAGGAAAUGCAAAUUGAAUGUAGAUGCUCCAUAUAUCUUGAAAAAAAUAGUUGGAGUGGAGUUUGUGUAUUUUAUCCAAAAGAACUCGCUUGAUAGGCGGAACCGUACUCUCCACAUUGAAGCACACAAUGAGUCAUUUUCUUCAAGGGUUAUUAUUAAGGAACACUGUGUUUAUACAGUUCAUCCUGAGAAUCCAAACUGGACAUGUUUUGAACAAGAUGCCAGCUUGGACAUCAAAUCCUUCUUUGGGAUGGAAAACAUGGUAGAAAAGAUUUGCAUGAAAGAAUACACCAAGAACAUCAAAAAGGGCAAAGAGGUAAUAGAACAUUUCAUCAAUGAGCUGAUCAGUGAAGGGAAGGAUUACAUACCACCUUGGUCAGACGGAAGAGAAUCUCUCAAGAGUCUGAAGGCACCCUCGCCCUCAGAGGAAGACGGAGAGGUUACACCAAGAAUGGGGUCCAGAGCCAACAGCUGCAGUGAUUAUGAACUCCCUGUGGGAGCCACUGCAGCCACUGUGGAUGAAUUGGAUGUGAAAAAUACCAAGCUGGAUGCUGACUAUAUUCAGAGGUUCCUGGGAGAGCUGUCUCCUCUACAGGAGAGCAUGCUGGUACAAUUACGUAGGGUGCUGGUGGAACACCAUAAAGGAAAGGUUCCACAAGAUGACACAAUUUUACGAUUCCUGCGGGCCAGGGAUUUUAAUUUAGACAAAGCAAGGGAGAUGAUACUCCACUCCUUAGCUUGGAGAAAACUGCACAGGGUGGACAGACUGUUGAAUACUUACACACCUCCACAAGUGAUUAAUGAUUACUAUCCUGGUGGAUGGCAUUAUCAUGACAGGGAGGGUCGCCCAUUGUACAUACUAAAAUUAGGGUCCAUGGAUGUAAAAGGACUGCUUAAAACAUCUGGAGAGGAAGGAAUACUCAAACAUGUACUUGCUGUGAAUGAAGAAGGCAUAUUAAGAGCAGAAAAAGCCACCAAGCAUUAUGGUCAUCCUGUCAGCACUUGCACCUGUAUAGUGGAUCUAGAGGGGCUGAGCAUGAGGCAUCUGUGGCGACCAGGCAUCAAGGUUCUCCUACGUAUCAUAGAAGUGGUGGAGGCCAACUAUCCAGAAACCAUGGGCCGACUCCUCAUUGUAAGAGCACCAAGGGUUUUUCCAGUCUUGUGGACCCUGAUCAGUCCUUUUAUUGAUGAAAACACUCGACAGAAAUUCAUGAUUUAUGGUGGAAAUGACUACAAAGAAGGACUAAAAGACUUUGUCGAACCACAGUACAUUCCUGACUUUCUUGGGGGUGACUGCUAUUGCGAUGUUCAUGAUGGUAGUCUAGUUCCCAAAACUCUCUAUGAGCACACUGAGGAAGAUGUGGAAAAGGCAGCAGAGGGAGAUCCCCUGUCUAUUGACAGCCUCUACAAAACUGCUUUUGUUAGCAAGGAUUAUCCACAAGAGCUGCAUAUCCAUGUGCCUCAGAAAGGUUCAGUGAUCACAUGGGACUUUGACAUCCUUAAAGGUCACGUGACCUUCACUGUGAUGCGGAGCCGUAAGCCAAUCAUAGAUGAGCCUCACAUCCACCACAUCCAUGGGGCAGCCCCUGGCGUGACUUCCACACAGUAUAUAGACAAGUCUAAGGUGGUGGGAGUGGACCUCAGCAUAGUGGAGGCACCAUUUGUGUGUAGGGAUGGAGACAGUGUGCAGGGAUCUCAUGUGACCAGCAGUUCGGGGUCUUAUAUCCUGCAGUGGAAGUACUUUGACUCUGCUAAAGCUGCCAACCCUCACUCCUUUGACUUCUCUCUUACAACACACAAAUCCAAGGUCAUGUACUACACAGAGUUACUGCAGUCAGAGAACUUCAAGGGAUCCAUGACAAGUUUACAGUCUAGUCUCCAGUCUAGUCUCCAGUCUAGAAGUUUCUCUUCACUCAGCCUGGUUAGUGGUCAGUCAGACAGGGACCAGAGGUCGCAGGGUGCUAUCGCCUCCUCCUGGAACUCAUCCCCGUCACGGUGACAUGAGGGACGCAUUGCUGGUCACAGUAGGACGCAUAGCUCACAAUAAUGUUUGUCAUCCAUCCAAGGCAUAUACAGGUCAGGCAAAACUAAAACCAGCAUGGCUAAAUUAUCAUUUUGCUGCAGAGAGAAUGGAAAAAUGUUCCCGCUAUAUUGAGCUGAUUUUUGCAAAAUUCUGUAAGAGUGCUUUUGUCUCUGCAUGGCUAAAUUGUCUUUUGGGUGCUAAGAACAGAAAAGUUAUGAUACUAAAGCUGUUUUAUGCUGGUUUUAACAGAUUUACAAAUUUUCAAAGUAGCUUGACUGUGCUUAAACAGCCAAAUUAUAAUCAAUGUUUUGUUUACACAGGGAAAUUUUAUACCACUUUUCUAGUCUCAAUUACAUUGGAAAGUCUGUUUGGAAAAUUGCCCAUGAUUAUUACUCAAAAAUGACAUUAUUGAAGCUCAGUUAUCCCAUUUGUGAUUGGUAAUGCGUUGUGAAUUAUUUGGGAGACAUUUACCUCCCAGGAGGAUUGUAGAGGAAGAUUUUUUUCAUUCAUUGUAUCUGUGAAUAAUUUCUGGUAAAUUAGAAUAUUACCCUUGUGCCUUUCACCUAUAGGAAAUCCCACAUUGCCUUGAAGAAAAGUGGUAGUUAAAUUGUCUAAGGUUAUCCUCAGAUAUCUUGUUAGCUUGGUAGUUAAUUUCUCUCAAGUUUAUUUGUUAACAAUACCUAUCAAGCCCAGUUUAUGAACUAACACAAUAAACAAGUAAUAAGGUAUAUUAUCUUCGUGCCAGUACUUAAGAUAUAAGAUAAUAUAUUAAGAAAUUAAGUUAAUGGAGUCAUUAUGUGAGAAUAAGUUAAAAAGGCACUCUUGUGCUUGAAGUAGAUUUAAUGAAACUAGUCAAAAGUGAAUCAAACUUUGUGUCUGGUGCAUUUGUAUACUGAAGCAAUAUGUUCAAAUUAAAACCACAAAGCUUGGACUUUAUCAGCCAAUAGGCUGACAAAAAGUUUUAGUGGCCAAAGUGCAGUGAAAUAAUCAAAAAGGCAAAGCUUAAUCCCAAUCAGGCCUUUUAUGAUACCAGCAAUUAUAGUACAUGAAGUUUUAUGAUAGCUACUGCUUGCUGUGUUAUCACGUGUGUAUGUGCAAUGAAAAGUAAUGAUUUGCUGUCACUUGUCAUUAUGUGCUAGUGAAAUGAAAGUAUUCUUCAACCUGUUUUAACAAAAAUGUUCUUAUAUAAUCCAAAACUGAUUUUAUUCUGCGAGGUUCACUGUGUUGCUCCAGGUAUUUAGAUAUUUGUUUUUUGGUUUUUAUAAUCUUAAUGAUCCAUUGAUACCAAGUGUAUGUUGAUACAUGUGAUAGAGAAGGUGUUGGGACUUUAAUAAAAUAUUUCAACCAGAUGUCAUGAUACAGAGUCACAGGGUAAAAAAAAAAGCACUCUAAGUCUCAGCUAUGAAAUAAUUGGAAACUGUGCCUCAUCUGUUACAGCAUUAUGUAUGCCAUAACUGAUUUGAUAUUUUGGAGAAAUGAAAUCCACCUUCAAAACUCGGGGUAGGGAAACAGUAACUUACUUCUAUCAGGAAUUUGAAAUCCGUCUGAACAACAGAAAUGCAUCCGGCUUUUAAGACUCUUGUUGGAUCUGAUGGGUAUAAACUUAAGCUGUCUUUGAGGUGGAUUUUUGGUGAUAUGAGUUUUGUCCAUGCUAAUUUAUAGAAAUGUCUACAACUUACAUCCAGUGAGAAAAAAAUACAGGGAAAAGGUUAAGAACAAAUAUAUUUAUUAUAGAAGUUAUUUAUAGGUAAAAAAUCCAUUUCUUCAUAUUCUUCAUCUAUUCUUAUACUGUAUUGCAUAUAUCAAGGUUUUUGUUGGUUCAGAUGAGCCAGACUGAUUUUUUGCCAUCCCUCCAAAUAAGGAGCCUCCAUGUAGGAUGUGGUAUAGUAUGUCGAUCUUUUCUAUCAAUCCUACACAUUUUCAAUAUGACAUAUUUAUGCCAUAAAGUGAAUUCCUAUUGGACACAAAAUGAUUAAGAUGUGAAAGCUGGUUUGAAGGAAAAGGAAUAAUUACCGCAUUCAGUGGAAGGUCAGUUUUAUAGUUUGUUAACAGAGCAUUCUUUGCUUACUUUUCCUAAAAAAAGGCAAUGAGUAUUUUAAUUUUAUAAUAGUUAUUAAUUGUCAUGGUGAUGGAAUUUUUUUCAAAAAAAUAUUUUUAAUAAUUAUACUGCUGUAAGGGAUGUUAUGUGGUCCACAAACCCAGGAUUCUUGCAUGUUGGGUGUGCUGUGAACAUAAUUAAGUUUACUUAAACCAUUUUUUUAUUUUCCCCAGGAUGUAAUGCAUCUUUAUAUAUUUACUGGACUAGAUAAUAAAAUUUGGUUGAUUUUG
Messenger RNA from Lingula anatina, 4611 nucleotides. Its product is annotated as SEC14-like protein 1. Gene Ontology annotation, cellular component: cytoplasm. NCBI's taxonomy places the organism in Eukaryota, Metazoa, Brachiopoda, Lingulata, Lingulida, Lingulidae. The record is from RefSeq and is a predicted model, not a curated record.